Rhizopus microsporus ATCC 52813 is the source of this 439-nucleotide messenger RNA. RefSeq lists its product as uncharacterized. Lineage: Eukaryota; Fungi; Mucoromycota; Mucoromycetes; Mucorales; Rhizopodaceae. The transcript is spliced from 3 exons. Bases 31 to 267 code for a protein of 78 amino acids. The record is from RefSeq and is a predicted model, not a curated record.
UUUUUAUUUAUUUAUUUAUUUAUUAAAAAGAUGCAUUAUAAUAGCAAAAAUACAUGGAAACCACCUGGAUUUUAUGAAAUACCAAACAUCCUAGGCAGCGCCUAUCUGAGUCCAGAUCCACCUGUUCGAUGGGAUCUUCGUCCACUUGACCUUUCAAAACAAAUUACCAAGAGGCCGUGGUAUCCACCCAACCCACAUUAUGAAAUACCUCCUUUACCACCUUUAUUGAAACACAAAUCAUUAAAAUGUAUAAAAAAGACGGAAUAGUAAAAGACAAUAAGUAGAUGUAACCAAUCAUCAUUCUCCGGAAAUGAUGGAGAAUAAAGACAAAAACUGAAUUUUACAGGUGCAUCUGCGCUGAGCGGAAUAAAAUAUGUUGGCUGAUGUUGAAGCAACCUUACACUAAACUAAAAAUAAAUUUGCAUAAAAAGCAAAGCAG